Messenger RNA from Exophiala oligosperma, 1584 nucleotides. RefSeq lists its product as uncharacterized. The transcript has 2 exons. NCBI's taxonomy places the organism in Eukaryota, Fungi, Ascomycota, Eurotiomycetes, Chaetothyriales, Herpotrichiellaceae. Gene Ontology annotation, biological process: polysaccharide biosynthetic process. Gene Ontology annotation, molecular function: acyltransferase activity, transferring groups other than amino-acyl groups. Gene Ontology annotation, cellular component: membrane. The record is from RefSeq and is a predicted model, not a curated record. The coding region runs from base 1 to 1584 and encodes 527 amino acids.
AUGCGACGCAGCGAUUCCUCACUAUCAAAUACGGAUGAGUCUCGAGUCGGUCUCCUGGACGAGAAACACGACCACUUUCAUGACGAUCGAGCAGCCCAACGUUCAACAUCGACAGCUUGGCUGAAGAAUCCGCCAGCCAACAAGAUCCUCCUCAGUUGGCCAUGUCUUCCCUUCCGGCACGUUGGUCGAUUACUCGGUCAUAUACUACAGAUAUUGCUGCCGAGUUUUCUUCAGCCUCGCCAGCAACAUACCUCUGGCAAGAGUGACAGCCUCCCACCAACGGCAUUCCUGGAUGGCAUGCGAGGACUGGCCGCCUUUGUUGUGUUCAUAUGCCAUUUGACCUACGGCACGUUCGAGAUCGGUCAUGCUUGGGGAGCAGACCCUGAUCCGGAAUCCCAUGACCAGGCCGACAAUGUCAACAAGGAAUUCUUCCGUCUUCCCGUCGUUCGACUAUUGUACAGUGGCCCUCCGAUGGUCGCCAUCUUCUUCGUCAUUUCCGGCUAUGCUCUCAGCUGCAAACCCAUCAAGUUGAUGCGAUUGCAAAAUCAUGAACAACUCAUGACCAGUAUGAGCUCGGCCAUGUUCCGCCGUGGCCUCCGACUGUUCUUACCUUGCUUCGCCUCGACAUUUCUAGUCAUAUGUCUAGCUCAACUCGGCUUGUACCAGAAAACCGAGGUCUUUGUGAAUCAGGUGCGCAUGCAACGCGAGGACCACUGCUACACCCAGCCCAACCCUUGGCUGCAGUUCACCGACUGGCUACAACAGAUGCACAUCUUUGUUGAUGUGUUCAACUGGUCGCUGUAUGCCGGCUCAAUCGAACUCGACCGCCACCUAUGGACCAUUCCUGCCGAAUUUCGUUGCAGCUUGGGCCUUUUCCUAAGCCAUAUGAUGGUGUCAAGAAUGUCUACGAAGUUUCGCGUCUUGACCCUUUCAGCGUUGAUAGUCUGGGGAGUAUCGUGGGAUCGAUGGGAACUGUGUCCCUUUUGGGCUGGAGCGAUCAUUGCAGAAUUGGACAUCAAAAGGCUCAGCAAGACAUCCGAUGGCGAUCUUUCUUGUACAGGUUCAAAACCUACCGACCACCCAGAAUGCAACCGAGCCAUGUCUGAGAUAUUCUACGGACUCAUGUUUGUUGUGUCGUUGUUCCUCCUCUCGUACCCGGACGCUGCCGGCCACGCGACACCAGGCUACAUCACGCUCACCAAGCUGAUCCCGGCCGCGUUCACACAGAAACAUCGCUUCUGGCCGACCAUAGGUGCUGUCAUGGUUAUAUGGUCUUCUUGUCGAUUGAGAGGACUGCGCGAUAGGGUGUUUUGUUUUGGUCCUGUACAGUAUCUCGGCAAGAUCAGUUUCCCGUUGUAUGUCAUGCACGGUCCGGUUAUACACACGUUGGGAUAUUCGAUCCUUCCGAAAACACCCAUCCACGAAACACCCGAAAUCAUGCGUCGAUUCGAACUCGACUUUUUGACAGCGUCCAUUUUGAUCGUCUUGGCCGUCAUCUGGGCGGCAGAUGUGUUUUUGAGGUUGGUGGAUAUACCAUGCGUAAACCUCUCCAGACGACUGGAGAAGAAGUUUUUUGUUUCUUGA